AAGGACGGGCGCGAUCGAUCGCGAGACGAGUGUGGUUGCGGGGGAUCCCUCGCCCGCGCCCCCGGCCCGGGUAACGCUAGGUACAGGUACCGGUACCGUACUUAAACCGCGCCUGCGCCUGUACCAGGUACUGUUGCCGCGGCCGGUCAACCAGACGCCAUAUGCACCUCAUGUCAUGUACUUAUCAGCGGUUGUCCGCGGGUUGGUUAUUGACUACGGUACAUUACAUGUACCAGUUGGAGAUUCUCUUAACGAGUAUUUUUAAUCAGAUUUACCGGUAUCUGAGCCUGAUCUGAGGCAGUGGGUCGUUACGUCAGCAGCAAGACGCCAAGACUCAAGAGUGACAGAUAGGCAUGAUACUUGAUAGACCAUGGAACUGUAUGACGAAGCUUAUGAUGAAAAAUGGAUGAAGCAAGCAGUGUGCAUGGGUAAGCAGGCCCUAAGUAGAGGAGAGGUCCCAGUAGGUUGUCUCCUUGUGUAUAAUGAUCAGAUCAUAGGGACAGGAGGAAAUGCUGUCAACCAAACCAAAAAUGCCACAAGACAUGCCGAAAUCUUAGCUUUAGAAGAAGCAAUGAGAUGGUGUGAAGACAAACAGAUGAAGAGAGAAGAGGUCUUCUCACAUACCAAACUAUUUGUGACAGUAGAACCCUGUAUCAUGUGUGCUGGGGCUCUGCGUAUCAUGGGUAUUAGAAAGGUUGUGUAUGGUUGUGCUAAUGAAAGGUUUGGCGGUUGUGGUUCCAUCUUCUCUGUACAUUCAGAUCAGCUACCAUCUACAGGAGAAACUUUUGAGUGUAAACCUGGGCUGUAUGCUGAUACUGCUGUUCAACUUCUUCAAGAAUUUUACAAGGGACAGAAUCCUAAUGCUCCAAAUCCAAAGAUCAAGUCAUCUGGUGUGAAAAAUGAAGGUCAACAGUCCCCCUAUGAUAACACUGAAUCAAAGAACCAAAGUGAAACUUCAACCCCGGUCAAAUGAAGGUGUAGUGCUAUAAACCAGUGGAUUUUGCUGAUACUAACACCAAGCGAUUGAGGUCUAGUGCUCUUCAUCCAGUGGCUUUGUCUACAGAUGAACACUAAAACAGUGGAGGCCAGAAGCUUUAGAAUUGACAGCCUUGACACUGAACACCAGAAAAACACCAGAUUAGCUGCAGUGCUCCAGAACCAGUGGUGUUUGCUGAUAUUCAACACCAAGCAAUUGAUGUCAAGUCCUCUGUAUCCAGUCCCUUUGACUUACUAUGAAUACCAAGCUGUGGAGGUUAGAAGCUUAAGAGCCAGCAGCUCUGACAAUCCACACCAAAGAAUAAUCAGUCAAGUGUGGUGUCCAAAACUGUUGCAAGUGCUUAUAUUCAACACCAAGCCUUGAUGUCCAGUGAACAGUGUCAAGUGGCUUUGACUGUCAGUGACCAAUAAACAGUGGAGGUCAAAUGUCACAUCUAAUGGGCAAGUGCUCUGUUUCUUGAUGGUAAAAAUGGAAAGCAAGGUAUAAACCAUGAGCACAAACUCCAAAAUAGUAGUAGUGAUAUUGAAAUCAAAUUGCCAAUGUGGAAAUUAGGUCUUCUAGUAGCAUCUAGAUAAAGCAUUGUGAGAUCCAUUGAGAUUAUACAGGUAUCAUAUUAUCAUGGAUGCUUGGGAAUAACAAUCAAAUCAGACAUGGGGUAUACAACGAAAAGAGGUUUAGGGCAAGUAAUAAAAAUCAAAUGCAAGUCCAAAAUACCUACUUGUAAUAGGUUUGAAAUCGAGUUGGAUAUGAUUCUUUGUUGUAUUUGAUUGCAUAUCUUCCUGCAAUGGGUUCUCCUUGCUGUGAACCAGAUACAUAAAAAGUAAACAAUAUGCAAUUUUUAUCAACAUUCAAUAAAUAUUCAUAUUGGUAAAUCUGAAUAACCAAUAACAAACAUGUUUUCUGGUCUUUUCUGUUCUUUAUUGUCUUCUCUGGUAACUUGUGUUUCCCUUUUUCCCUAUUUGUGACUGUCCUGUGUUCAGUUCAGCGUUUUCCCCAACUCAGUACUUCUUUUUGUCUUCCAGUUAAAGGAGAAUGAAACUCUUGUAGCAAGUUAGCUUUUGUGAAAGCAGAAAAAUCAAAGAAUAAGAUCAACAAAAGUUUGAGUAAAAUAGGACUAGCAAUAGAAGAGUUAUGAGCAUUUGAACGUCGAGAUCACUAAUGCUAUGGAGAUCCUCCCAUUGGCAAUGCGACCAAGAUCUAUGAUGUCACAGAUGAACAACUCUCCCCUUUUGGACACUGAAAAUAUACCCCAAAACAUCUCUUUUUGCUCAUUCUAAUCAUAUGACAAACGAUUCAUCAAUGAUAUAAUGUUGUGAAACCUCUGUACUUGUCCUCUCAUAAAGAGAACACCUCACCUUGUGAUAGACUCUAUAAAAAUGAGAAUAUAAGUGAAAUAAGUACUAAAGUAAUGAGGGAGUUGUACGUGUGUGACAUCACAGAUCUUGGUCGCAUUGCCAAUGGGAGGAUCUACAUGGCUUUAGUGAUCUCAAUAUUCAAAUGCUCAUAACUUUCUUAUUAUUCAUUCAAUCUUCCUCAAACUUUCAACUAUAUGUUUCUUUGAUUUUUCUCUUUGAUAUGGAUUCAGCUGGUUUCAAGGGUUUCAUUCUCCUUUAAGUUAUCAAUCCAAUGGCCUCAGUAUUUACAGCUGGUCCACAAUCUGAUUUUGGAACAAAUCAAAUUUUGCUUAUCUUCUGAAAAUAUGAAUGAAUAAUUCAAAUUAACUGUAAGAAUACUGAUAUAAUAAGUUUUGAUUAUUGCAAGCCAUUAUUGUGGAGUAAAGGCCAGAUUUGUACAAUUGCUUAACAUCCAUAUGACUAGAAAUUCAUUCGCUUUUAUUCCAGUUGCAUCGUCACAGAUUUGAACAUCGUAAGUAUUCAUACAGUGAUGUAGAACUUUAAACUGUAAGAUGCACCAUAUUUGCAUCAAAUUUUUGCUACGUUUUAUUCCAAAAUCAGGUCACAGACUAACCGUAGGUGUAUGGUGACCUUAAAAUUUAUUAGUCCAACCAUGCUUUGAGGCCACUCCCUCUAUAGUUGAAGCUUAAUACUUUGCUCUUUAAACCUUUCUACAGUCUGGUUGUAAUUGAUAUGAUAAUACAGAAGAAAUUAGUUGAACUUUUAUGUGAUUGCUAAGAAAUAAAAAUAAAGUAAAAUGGAGUGAAUUAAUCUGUUAUGGAAAACGGGCAUGAUAUUCUCCAUACUAAGUUUGGAAUUCUGAUUUUUUUUAAGGACAAGUCCACCCCAACAACAAGUUGAUUUGAAUAAAAAGAAAAAUCCAACGAGCACAACACUGAAAAUUUCAUCAAAAUCGGAUGUAAAAAAAAGUUAUGACAUUCUUAAGUUUCGCUUAAUUUCACAUAAUAGUUAUAUGCACAUCCUGGUCGGUAUGCAAAUGAGGGAACUGAUGACAUCACUCACUCACUUUCUUUUGUAUUUUAUUAUUUGAAAUAUGAAAUAUUCUAAUUUUCUCCUCAUUGUCCUGUGAAACAAAGUUUCAUUUCUCACUGAACAUGUGGCGUUACCAUUGCUUAACAUUAUAUGGUUCAGUCAAGUUGGUCCUUAUUGUCAAAUCUGUAAAAAUUGAAAUAUUGUAUAAUUCAAACAAUAAACAAAAGAAAUAGUGAGGGACAUCAUCGAUUCUCUCAUAUGCAUGUGACUAAAUUGUGCAUAUAACUAUUUUGUGAAAAAUAAGCAAAAUUUCAAAAUGUCAUAAGUCAUAACUCUCAUUUUACAUCCGAUUUGGAUGAAAAUUUUCAGCAUUAUGCUUGUCUGAUUUUUCUGUUGAUUCAAAACUACUUUUUCUGAGGUGGACUCGAUCUUUAAUGAUUUUUUUUUCAGAUUUUUAAAUAUUUUUAAUUUAUUUUAAAAAAUGCUUCACUUCAGUGACCAUUUGAUGUAUAGGUCAUCUUAUGCAGAAUAUUGUAUUGGGAACUGCCCUAUUCCAGUUAAAGCCAGGGUAAUAAAUCCAAUUCAUUGCCUUUAAAUUGAUUUAUUUCUAAUUAUAUUCCUUCUUUAAAUAUUCAUGAGUAUUCUAAAUGAGUGAUUGUGUGAUAAAU
Molecule: messenger RNA, 4052 nt
Organism: Lytechinus pictus (painted urchin)
Lineage: Eukaryota; Metazoa; Echinodermata; Echinoidea; Temnopleuroida; Toxopneustidae
Product: tRNA-specific adenosine deaminase 2-like
Exons: 7
Coding region: 371-973 (200 amino acids)
Biological process (GO): tRNA wobble adenosine to inosine editing
Cellular component (GO): cytoplasm; nucleus
Molecular function (GO): tRNA-specific adenosine-34 deaminase activity; zinc ion binding
Source: RefSeq, a predicted model, not a curated record